AUGAGCCUAAGCAAGUCCAAAAAGUUCACCAUCAGUCACAAAUCUUUCAACAAAAUCAGCAGCAAAAUCUGCAGACCUGGCAGAAAGCCAUCGGCGGGGGGGGAGGCAGGCGAACGUCAGCCGCAGCCGGCAAACCCGCAGACCCGACCCCAAAGCGGUGGCAGGGGCAACGUGGCCCGCGGCGGCCGCCUUGGAAUCAGCGGAACGGGCCGAGGGACAUGGAGCAGCACAGGCCGCGGCGGCAUCACUGGGAGAGGUACAGUCACCACCAGCGGCGGCGCGGCUACGCGAAGCACGUAUAUCUUGGUGAGCAGCUCCUCAACCCGAGGGCGGGGCCGGGGCCGGGGCCGGGCUCCUGGCCGCGGCCGCAGCACGAGCGCCCAUGCGCCCAUUCACCAUUCAUACGGGCUGGGCCAGGAGGCAUACGAGUAUGACGACCAGGGAUAUGAUCAGCAGGAUUAUGGCGGCGGUGAUGAUUAUGAUGGGGAAGCGCCUGCUGAUGACGACAAUGAUGACGGGUACGGCUGGCAGGACGAUGGGGGCGAUGGCGAGGAGUGCGACGAUAGCGAGGUGGCGGUUGAUACCGUCGGCGAUGGGAAAUUGUACGGCGCCCAAGCGCGACUGCAGUUUACACAGAACCAGCCAUCCGUGGUGCAGCGUAAGCAAGUGAACUUUCGAAGCCGCCUGGCGAUGAAAAUUCGCGACGCGCAGCGCAAUAAGCAGCCGCUGCCGCUGCCGGACCAGUUCCGCCCAGGCAGAAGCAGUCAAGACCCGGCAGCGGCCAACGCACGGCGACGGGCGGAGGCUGCCACGAUAGCGGAGCUACGGCAGACGAAGGCUCGUCUCGUUGCUGUCGCGGAGGAGAAGGAGGCGCAGGUGGCCAGGGCCGAGAACCUGGUGCGGGAGCUAACCCAGGUUUAUGCGGAGCUGACUGCCAAACCUGAUGCUUCAAGAGCUGCCGCCGCCGCAGCAGCAGCCGGUCCGGCUGGCUUCAGCUCUUUCCCCAGGCAACCUGGAGAGCAGAAUCAACCAUCGCAGCAAGAAAAGCACCCGGCGCAUAAAAAGCAGCAUCACCAGCACCCUCAGCAUCCGGAUAUCCCGCACCCCCAUCACGGAGCCGGAACCCAGUACACACUUCAUGCAGAGCCGGCGCCUUCUGUGCACCAAGACAGUUUCACCCCCGCGCGCCACCGCGCACAACUUCACACUAACACGGUGCCCCUUCAGCCAUCAGGCCCCGUCCCACACCAUCCGCAGCCGCCCCAUCCAGCUGGACAGUCCUACCCUGGCCAGCGCGACCUGCAUGCGCAACAGCGCUCUGAUGGAUUGCACAUAGCUCACGAGGGUGGGCCGCAGCCGCACAGCCUAAUAGGCAGCGGUGAUGGCACUGGCGACCGGGCCUCAGAGCAGACGGCUCCGUAUGGCUACAAGCAUCAAGGGACGCCGUACCGAAAUCAUGAGCGCGGCCAGAGUCCCGUUUGUGGCGUGCGGGUUCGUGAGCGGGAACCGAGCAGGGAUGGCCGCGGGCGGGAGCAGAGCCGGGACCGGCGGGAUGGCUACUAUCGCCGCAGCGACAGCCGAAGCCGGGCUCGACGCGCGGAUGACCGACCAGGGCGCAGCCGGAGCCGCAGCCGCGAGUGGCGUGACUCUUGGGAUAGCCGCCGCCGGAGCCGCAGCCGCAGCAGGGGACGCAGCCGCAGCAGGGGACGCAGCCGCGACCGCAGCCGUGAUCGCCGCGGCACUUACAGCCACGGCCAGACAAGCUACAGCCCCGCGCGAGACUGCAGGCCUGAGCCCCGCCCUAUUCCGCCAAUGCAGGAGGCGUCAUACGGUGCUGCUCCUAGGCAUUUAUGUCCCAGUAACGUUGCUCCUUCGUCGCGUGAGUGGCCGGGCUAUGGGUACGCUGCUGCUUCGGGCUAUGGAGCACCGCCACCACCUGGCGGGCCGCCUGCGGCUCAGGAGCCUUACGAUCAGGCGAGGCCACCGCCGCCGGGCCUACCGCAGUCCCAAUCCGACUACUAUGCGUCUGGCAGCCGUGCUUCAGCUCCAGCGCCCUGGUCUUCGCAGCCAUUGCCACCGCCACCUCCUUUACCGCAGCUUGCAGAGCGGGAUCAGCACGAUCGGCGUUAUGGCGGUCCUCCGGAACCAAGCAGGUCGGGUCAGCAACUCUCAGAUGCACGAGAAGGUGACUUCAGACGGCGCGAGCCACCCGCUAGCCCUAGCACGCGAGAUAGGGAGCGGGGCCGCGAGCGGCCGCCGGAUCGCCCCCGUGACUACGACCGGGACCGCGAUAGGGAGCGAGAGAGGGAGCGAGACAGGGAGCGAGAGAGGGAGCGAGACAGGGAGCGAGACAGGGAGCGAGAGAGGGAGCGAGACAGGGAGCGAGAGAGGGAGCGAGACAGGGAGCGAGAGAGGGAGCGAGAGAGGGAACGAGACUUGGCGAGGGAGCGAGAACGUGUGGCCUCCGCGGGCAGCACUCGUGAGAACGUACGGCGGUACGACAGGCUGGAGGCGCCACGCCGAGACGACAGCCGGUCCAAUGAGAUGCGGCGUGAGGGCAGUCGUACCAUGGAGGGUUCACGUCGGGCCCAGGAAGGUAAUUCAAGAGCCCCUGCAGAGCAUGAAGGAGUCGGUGCAGGCGCAGGGCCGGAUCGGGCUCCGACACAAAGUCGGGACCCGCGUCUGAGGCCAUGUACUCCGGAGCGCGAGCGAACAAAGAGUGAGAGCGAGCGGCCGCCUACUGUGGCCAUGGCCGCAGCCCAUUCGGCCGAUGUCCAGGCACCCCCGGCGGCAACGGCGGCGGGGCCUGAGGCGGCAGCGGCGCCAGCGCCGAUGGCUGUGUUGCCGGCUCCUGAGGCAACCGUGCCAACGCCAACGGCUGCACAAGGGAACCGAAUGCUUGGGGAGGGGAGUCGUAACAACGGCGCGCGGAGUGGAAAAUGCGCUGUGGACAACAAUGCUGGUGGCGGUGGCAGCGGCGCCAGUAACGGCAAUGGAGCCGGCGGUGGCGGUGCGCAGCCUUCUGAUGGGGGGUUUCCCGGCGGCAGUCCUGGUGGCGCUGUCGAGGACACCGAAGCACAGGAUAAUGCGGACGUAGCACAUGAUGGCGAGGUCUACGAGGAGGAAAUGGUUGACUACGACUUGCCGGAUGAGCUCGAGAUAGAUUAA
Messenger RNA from Volvox carteri f. nagariensis, 3168 nucleotides. RefSeq lists its product as uncharacterized. Lineage: Eukaryota; Viridiplantae; Chlorophyta; Chlorophyceae; Chlamydomonadales; Volvocaceae. The record is from RefSeq and is a predicted model, not a curated record. The transcript has 2 exons. Bases 1 to 3168 code for a protein of 1055 amino acids.